Molecule: messenger RNA, 3154 nt
Organism: Dimorphilus gyrociliatus
Lineage: Eukaryota; Metazoa; Annelida; Polychaeta; Dinophilidae
Source: the annotation of a GenBank genome assembly
AAUGAGUAAUUAUAGAAUAAAGGGUUUAGUAGCAGCUGUUUUUACGCCCUUUGACGAUAAUCAGUAUGUCAAUUAUGGGAUAAUUGAUAAAUAUGCUGAAAAAUUGAGUAGUAUCAACGUUAAAAACGUGUUUGUUAAUGGUUCUACUGGAGAAGGUCUUUCCCUAAGUGUUGAAGAGAGGAACAAAUUAAGUGAACAUUGGAUGAAUGUUAAGGAGAAAAAUAAUUUAGAAAAUGUAAUAAUUCAUGUCGGCGCCGAGUCCGUAAAAGAUGCUUGUAGAUUAGCGAGAUUUUGUAAUGAAAAGCAUGUUGACGCCAUUUCAGCUAUGGCACCGACCUACUUUAAACCAGAAACAAUUGACGAUUUGAUUGACUACUGUUCAAGAGUAGCGAGUGAAGCCCCUAACAUUCCUUUCUACUAUUAUCAUAUUCCUAUGAGAACGAAUAUCCAAUUAUGCAUGAAAGAGUUUCUAUGGACAGCUGCAAAGAGAAUACCUAAUCUUCGGGGUUUGAAAUAUAGUCAUUGGAACUUGUCUGAAAUAAAUUUGUGUAGAAUGAUUGAUAAUGGAAAAUAUAACAUUCUCUACGGUAUGGACGAACAAUUGUUAGGAGCCAUGGUAUUUGGGAUAGAUGCAGCUAUUGGUUCAACUUAUAACUAUAUUGGGAACGUCUACACGGAAUUAAUCAGUUCAUUCGAAGAUGGAAAUCUUAAAAAGGCUCUUGAAAUUCAAACUUUUGCUCAGGAAUUUUUAGAGAUUAUCUUUGAAAAUGGGCGUGGUAUUACAUCUUUAAAAACUUUUACAAGUUUCUUUCUGGAUAUUAACCUAGGUCCUGUUAGAUGUCCAUUAAAGAGUGUUGACAGGAACUCUAUUAUAGACAAUUCACUUCCAAAGAUAAAAUCUCUAAUGGAAAAAUAUAAUAAUAAAUACAAACUUAAGACAGGAGAUGCCAGACCGUCGGCUACGAAUGUCAGAUUGCGAAUGAUUGCCUAUGACAAUAUGGGUAUUCAUGUUGACGAGAUACCAGUAGAAGUUAUGGAUCCGCAACCUGGGCAUACUGACGUCUUUCAAGCGGAAUCAUGGGACCAAUUGUCAUCGGUUACAGAGUUGGAAAUCUGGAGAGACCCAAAUGACUCGGACGCUGAUUGGCUAUGCGAUGUUAUUACAGUUCAUAGUAGGGCGAAAGGCCUUAUAACACAUUUUCCUAUUGGUCGUUGGUUAAAGGCAGGAAGAAGGAUACGAGUGAAAAGAAACGACACUAGCUUACCUCAGAAUGACGCUCAUGCCAAAUUAAGAGAAGCGGAGCUAAUAGAAAAUCGAUCUUCACAUCAAUAUGCUCAAUUGGUGGCCCAUGCGCCCCUACAACAGAGGGACGUUAUCGAUACUAGUUCGGAACUUGCUCCGUUUUGGGAUCUGAUAAGAAGAAAAACAGAACUUCUUGCACAAUAUGGAUUAGCGAGAACAACUUCCACAUCGUUUGCCGGUUUUGAUGAAGUUGUUCAAUUAUUUGAUGGUCCUGGAGGUCUUCCAACUCCAGCUUGUAAGUCUGAUUGGUCUAGCGAUUGUUGCUUCGGCGCCCAACGCUUAGCAGGGUGUUUGCCGACUAGUAUCUGUUUAUGUCAUUCUCUUCCUGAUCGACUACCAGUUACUCAUGAUAUGCUUAAGCCUUUCCUGGAAGGAUGGUCAGUGAAACAGAUCAUACAGGCUAGAAGAUUGUUCUUCGUUGAUCAUUCUCAUUUGUUGGAAGGUGUUACCACAGUUCCCGGAAGACAUCUGUGUGAUGCGGCUAUUGGUUUGUUCUUCGUUUCUGGAGAUAAAAAGCUCCAACCCAUUGCGAUUCAACUAGAAAGAGAUGGGCCCGUUUUCUUUCCCUCCGAUCCGAAGUUGACUUGGAUAGCUGCAAAGAUGUGGUUUAAUCAUGCUGAUGCAACAUUAAGCUUUUGUCUAUGGAGAUUUGGUAUUACACACAUGAUGAUGGAAGGAAUUUCUGUGGCCUUACAACGCCAUCUAGCACCAUCUCAUCCUCUUCAUAGACUACUAUAUCCUCAUCUAGCUCAUAUACCUUCUUUGAACAGGCGAGUUGUCAAUGAAUUGCUCUCAGAGUCAGGCUGGGCAGAGAGAAAUCUUUCAGUAGGGAGAAAGGGAACUUUAGAGCUAUGCAUAAGGGCAGCGGAGGCUUGGUGCUUGGACAUUCAAGGCUGUGUACCGCGAGAAUUGGAACAACGAGGUCUUCUUGAUCUGAAUGUUCUACCAAACUACUCUUACAGGGAUGAGGCUAUACCACUACACAAAGUGAUGAAUUCUUAUGUAACAAAGGUAAUUAAAAUUUAUUACAAGGACAUGGACUCAGUUAUAAAAGAUUACGAGCUUCAACAAUUUAUUGGCGAAUUGGCUAGAGAGAGGUCAUUUGGAGGAAUCGGAGUGAAUGGGCUUCCGCCUUCUGUAAAAACUCAGGAUGAAAUCAUUAAAAUAGCAACUGGUAUUAUAUGGACGUGUACGGGUGUUCAUGCAGCAACCUCUCUGCCAUUGUAUGAUCACUGUGCAUUCCCUCCCAGUUAUCCCCUGCUGUUAAAGGGCUCACCACCAAGAACUAAGCAACCUAUAACAGAAGAUGAAUUAUGCUCUUUCAUACCAUCCAAACAAGUCACAUGUGAGACUGCAGCUUUAACCAAAUUAAUCAGCAAUACCGAAGCAAGAUCAUUAGGAGAGGAUCACGCUCAUUACGAGCCUAUGUGUAUCCAAGCUGUAAAAGAAUUUCAGCAAGAUUUGGCUCAAUUAAGCGAAGCAAGCAAGUUAAGAGAGCAGAAAAGGAAAGAAAACCCGACAUUAAAAUAUUCUUAUCCGUAUCUCGAUCCUCAGCAUAUUCCAAAUCGGGCAUCUGAUCCACAACUGAAACGUUUUGUUGAAACGGAGACCCAACGUCAAAAAUUUCAAGAAAUCGUUCACUCACUAACAGACCAUUGUUGGGAUGCAUGUAUGGGAACACCGUCGAAUAGAUUAGAAAAGAAAACUGAGACGUGUCUAACGAAUUGCGUCAACCGUUUCAUUGAUGCAAGUAAUUUCAUCAUAAACCGAAUGGAAAAAGAAGGUGAAGCCUUAAUGAGUAAACAAUUAAAAGACCCGGAAAGUAUAGGAAGCUGGUCAGCUCUUAAGUAA